AUGACUACGGCACCUCGUGUCUUUCAUCACGUACCCCGGCCUAUCAGCCUCUUCGAGUUCAAAGAUGCCGUCGAAGCAGUAUGCCGUCCACGGUUUCCAACCGCCCGCUUCGCUAGGCCGCAGCGUAUAGUGCUGGCUACUAGUGGAGGCGUUGACUCAAUGGCUCUCGCCUUUCUCAUGUCUAGACUUGUUCGCACAUUUCGCGGAAUCAAAAUCGCCGACAAUCCUGUCCAUGGCGUUCUAGCUCUCGUUAUCGACCAUCAACUGCGCGAUGGAAGUGCCAAAGAAGCUAAAAAGGUAGCUGAAGAGUUGCGCAAGCUUGAAAUCAAAGCCAGCGUUUCGACUCUUGCUUGGAAAGAUGAGAAACGCAUGGGCCUCGAUCCACGUGAACUUCCUAAUAUCGAGGGCCUUGCUCGAACCUACAGAUACCGUGCGCUUGGUCGAUAUUGUGCUUAUCAUGGCGCCGAUAGUCUUUUCUUUGCGCACCAUGAAGACGACCAGUAUGAGACGAUAUUGAUGCGAUUGCUCGGUGGGCAUGGGUACCGAGGCCUGCAGGGGAUAAGGGAGGCCAACUCGAUCCCCGAAUGCUACGACUUGCAUGGCGUGUACAAGAGUGGUCUACUGGAUGAUCAAUUGAGAGAUAACCCGUCUCUGAGUUUCAGACCAGCUCAGCGCGAGAUGAAGCGCUUGAGACGAUCAAUCCGAGACGAUUUGACCCUCGAGCCAUCUCCUGCUUUGGCAGCUUUUCCUCGAGACCUGGUAGACUCUUAUCCAGGAUCACCCGAGAUCGAAAGACCGUCCAAUGUUCCCUAUCUCAAACCCUUGGAUGUUGAAGAUGGCGGUGUCAUGAUAUAUCGCCCACUUCUCGGAUUCGACAAGGACAGACUUAUUGCUACUUGCGAAGCCAACAAAGUCCCCUGGGUAGAAGAUGCAACGAACAAGGAUCCUACAUUGACGACACGAAACGCUCUCAGGUACCUCGUGAGAAACCAUGAAUUGCCGAGAGCCUUGCAAAAGCCAUCCAUUCUGUCUAUGAGCCAGAGAUCGAAACAGAGAACCGAGUUUGAAGAUGCAGAGGCAAGACGCUAUCUCAUUCGAGAAGCUGUCGUCAAGGAUUUUGAUCCUAAUGCAGGGACCUUGUUAAUACAGUUCCCGGCCCGGCGUCCAUUCGAGAAACGAUCCAAGAGGCGUUCAUUUGACACCGAGAAUGAGCUACGUAAGGAACAUCGAAAGACCAUCAUGAGCAUCGCAGUUCGCAAGCUUAUUGAUUUCGUUACCCCUGAAUAUCACCUGCCACCCCUGGCAAACUUGGAAAACGUUGUGAAUAAUAUCGUUCCUGGUAUGGCUCCCAAAGCAAAUCUUACCCCCAAGGCAUUCACCAUGUCCGGUGUGUACUUCCACCCAAUCGUAGAAGGAAACUUGGUCAGAUGGUUUCUCUCCCGAGCACCCUACACAUCGAAGCAAACCCUUCCCACUGCAAAGCUUUACUUACCCACAUACUAUUCGCCACCAUCCCCUGAGUUCAUGGCAGAAGAAUUUGCCGAAGCUACGCCUUCGUUUGGCCACUCAGGGUGGAUGAAAGCCAAGACGUUCGAUGGCCGUUUCUGGGUGCGCAUCGGACGAAACAGGUGGCCCAUGUGGCAGGUCCAUCCAUAUCGCGCGGAGUACGCCAAAGCAUUCCGCAGGGCACUGCCUCCGAUGCGAAGGGCCCGGCUGGAGAAGUUGCUCAAACACUACGCACCGGGGAAGAUUCGAUACGCACUUCCAGCCAUAUACGGCGUCGACCGCAAACCGGAUCCGUACUCGACCCAUGUAACCAAAACCCUGACGCUUCUCGCGCUGCCGACUUUAGGAAUCCAUAUACCUGGCCUUGAGCGAUGGGUCAAAUACGAUGUCAGGUAUAAGAAGGUCGAUAUUGGACUACUGGGACAUCAACCUCGGAGGGAGAAGAAGAAAAGGCUAGCGGUGCAUCGGCCUCUGUUUGGACCUGCGCGUAAAAAGAGGCUGCGCUUGAUGGGCCGGUAUGGACCGCAGUAG
Molecule: messenger RNA, 2037 nt
Organism: Fusarium sp. VM40
Lineage: Eukaryota; Fungi; Ascomycota; Sordariomycetes; Hypocreales; Nectriaceae
Source: the annotation of a GenBank genome assembly